AUGGCAAAGAAGAGAACAUCCAAAGCUUCUAGUUCAGUGGCAAAGAAGUCCAAGAAUGCUCCUGAAGCACCUGUCGAGGUUCUGAAAAAUGUGGAGUUCCUAAAGCACUACGCUCUUAAAGCGAUGGCUCAGGAUAUUAGGGACGAGAACAAGUUCAAUAAUCUUGUGCCUUUGCUAGAUCAAUUUGAACUAGCUAAGAAAGUGCUCUCAGAAGGACCGAGCUCUGAAGCGCUUGAGGUCUGUAAUUAUCUUAUAGAGUCCCUCUCUGUGGUCUUUGAGUGGUUCUUAUUGCAUGGUACGAUGAAAAAGACCAAGGAUGAGAAAAAGAACCUUAUCGCUGCUUGGCUCGCAGAGAAGUUUGAUAAGUUUCGAGAAAAGCUUCUUUGGCUCAUUAAUAGUAGGCUUCCUGGAAAUGCCGUGGAGACCCAAAGAAGAGCCAUGGAAACUUACCUCGAGAUUGUCAAACAAUACACCGAAUACAACAAUGAGUUCCCCUUGGAUAUAUAUCAGGACUUUGUUCACGCGUUACUUACCAGCUCUGUUGGUGUCGGCAACAGAAACGACUUGGUUUACAACUUCUACACAAUGUUCAUUGAACACGAGGACUUGCAAGUGAACUUCUUCCGCGAGUCUUUGGCAAAGAAACUCGGUGAUUGGAAAAGCCUAGAGGGCCCGACGAAAGACAGGAUUUUUGAAAACUUCUACAGUAUCAUCCAGAAUGGUGUCAUGUUCGAAGAUGAAGAGAGGUUUGGUCACAACUUCACUACAGCACCACAGAUGGACAAGAGUUAUAUGAGAACUUUCAAACAAGAUUUUCAAAGUUGCAUUCUUGCCUGGGUUAGAAUGCCAGACUUAUCAGCAGAGCAGUACAAAAAGCUUCUCAAUUGCUUGCAUUACGGCAUUCUCCCAUACAUGAGCUCGCCCACAUCAUUGAUGGACUUCCUCACUGAUUCUCUCGAUCAAGAAGAAGAUGAAAUUGUGCCGCUUCUUGUCAUUAACUCUCUCUGGGAGCUUAUGAAGCGCGAGAAUUUGGAGUAUCCCGAGUUCUUCACCAAAUUAUACUCCUUGCUUACUCCAAGUCUUCUAUACACAAGAUACAGGGCCAGGUUUUUCAGACUGCUUGAUCUAUUUCUCAGUUCCACGCAUUUGAGUGCCAAUUUAGUUGCAUCUUUCAUAAAGAGAAUUGCCCGCCUAGCAAUGUCGUCGUCUGCUCCGGGUGUGGUCAUUGUCUUUCCAUUUAUCUACAAUCUUUUAAAAAGACAUCCAUCGUGCAUGAUCAUGUUGCAGAAUCCAGAUGGCAAAAACAGUCUGGACUACAAAGAUCCCUUCAAAAAUGAUGAGCCCAACCCACAAAAGACUGGUGCUAUUGGGUCUUCGCUUUGGGAGCUUGAGACUCUUCAGAGCCAUUAUCAUCCCAACAUCGCAACCCUAGCCAAGAUCUUCAGUGAACCAUUCAGGAAGCCUAACUAUAAUAUGGAGGAUUUCUUGGACUGGACAUACAAGUCUUUGCUUGACAGUGAGGAAAAGAGAAAAUAUAAAGGCUUGGCCGCUCUUGAGUACGAGGACUGGGAAUCGUUGUUUGGUAAAGAGAAUGCAUUCAUGGAGGGUUGGGAACUCAAUUGA
Molecule: messenger RNA, 1623 nt
Organism: Candidozyma duobushaemuli
Lineage: Eukaryota; Fungi; Ascomycota; Pichiomycetes; Serinales; Metschnikowiaceae
Gene: NOC4
Product: ribosome biosynthesis protein
Exons: 1
Coding region: 1-1623 (540 amino acids)
Biological process (GO): ribosome biogenesis
Cellular component (GO): Noc4p-Nop14p complex; small-subunit processome; nucleolus
Source: RefSeq, a predicted model, not a curated record